Molecule: messenger RNA, 2278 nt
Organism: Coccidioides posadasii C735 delta SOWgp
Lineage: Eukaryota; Fungi; Ascomycota; Eurotiomycetes; Onygenales; Onygenaceae
Gene: SDA1
Product: Severe Depolymerization of Actin
Biological process (GO): ribosomal large subunit biogenesis; ribosomal large subunit export from nucleus
Cellular component (GO): nucleolus
Source: RefSeq, a predicted model, not a curated record
AUGGGAAAGCGCAAACUAGGUGCCUUAGAAAAGGUGGAUGCUGACCUGACAAAUCUUCAAUACAAAAUACGGCGAGAUCCCAAAUCCUAUGUCGAAGAUUUCCGCAGCCAACAUUUCCAAUAUGAAUCCCACCGAGAGAUAUUCAUGGCGGCGCCGUCUUCCGCCACGGACAACGGCAUCAUAUCGCUCCGGGACCUAAUCGAUUUCGUUGCGCAUGUUGCAGACUGCUACCCAAGCAUUACCAAAGACUUCCCGCAAGAGUUGAUUGAAAUUUUGUCCCUGCAUCACACGGUGUUGGACGCGGACUUGAGGGAGAAGAUUGUAACGAGCUUGGUAUUGCUGAGAAAGAAGGACAUCAUCGACUCUGCUACCCUUUUACAGACCCUCUUCCCAAUUCUCGUCUCAACUCCCAGCAAAACGCUACGAGCGUUACUAUUCCAAAAAAUCAUUUCUGACCUCCGCACUUCGAACUCGAAAGGUGUCAAUCACAAGUUAAACCGGACCAUCCAGACAGUGCUUUUCAACCUCGUCACUUCCGACCGGACUUCAUCAAAAGCACUUUGGGCAAUCAAGAUUACACGAGAGCUUUGGAGGCGACAAGUAUGGACCGACGCCAAGGCGGUAGAAAUUAUGAAAGAGGCCUCAUUGGCGGAGAAUGAGAAAGUAAUAGUUGGAGGAGUACGCUUUUUCCUCGGUGGUGACAAAGAGCGAGAGGAGCUAGAAGAUGAAAGUAGCGAUGAAGAGGCCUUGGAUGUAGCUCGCAUAAGACACCAGGUCGGAAUCAACAAGAAAAGUAAGAAGAAGACUCGGCAGGUGGAAAAAGCGAUCGCGACAGUCAAGAAAAAGGAGCGCAGAAAGAAUCAACCUCACCCUUUGAACUUUUCAGCCCUCCAUCUCCUGCACGACCCUCAAGGCUUUGCGGAAACCCUCUUUCAGAAACAUCUACAGAACACAAAAUCUCGGCUGAAUCUGGAACAGAAACUCCUCGUUUUGCAGCUGGUGUCCCGCCUUGUGGGCUUACACAAGCUCACUGUCAUUCAGCUCUAUUCCUAUUUCUUGAAGUAUCUAACGCCGAAGCAACCAUCGGUUACUUCUUUCCUCGCCAGUCUCGCCCAGUCUACCCAUUCUCUUGUCCCUCCUGAUGUCCUCGAGCCGUUGGUAACGAAGAUUGCGAAUGAAUUUGUUUCAGAAGCUGCAUCUGCAGAAGUUGCAUCCGCUGGGUUGAACGCUAUCCGGGAAAUAUGCGUCAGACAACCACUCGCAAUGAAUGAUACCCUCCUCCAAGACCUCGUCAUGUAUAAGAAAAGUAAAGAUAAAGGAGUUAUGAUGGCAGCCAAGGGACUUUUAGGACUAUACAGAGAGGUCGGUGCCGGGAUGCUGAAAAAGAGAGACCGAGGAAAGCAUGCCAGCAUUGCGCUGAGAACAGGAGGACAGAAAGAGAAGAGAUACGGAGAAGAGCAGGCUGGUGGAAUUGAAGGAAUCGAGUUGCUUGAGCAAUGGAAAGAAGAGGAAAGGCGAAAAAAGAGAAGGGAGAAGGGUUUGCCGUCCGAUGGAGAAACUGGGGAUGAAGAAUCGGAUGGUGAAGCUGAUUGGGCUGCCUGGGACGUUGAAGAAGAUGAUAGUGAUGACUCCGGUGGCUGGAUCGACGUUCAAAGUGACGUGGACAUCGACGUUAGCGACUCUGAGGACGAAUCUCCCGCCGCGAAGAAACAGAAAACUGGGGACGAUGCCUCUGGGGAGAGCAAAGAUAGCCAAGAUCGUCCGAAAUCCGAAGAACCUGCAAGCAAGAUUUCCAAACUCGCAACAACGAAAGUGUUAACUCCUGCUGACCUUGCAAAACUUGCGGAGCUGCGUGCCACAGCGACUGUGUCCGCUUUGGUUGGGAAUAAAUCCCGUGCACAAAAGCAGGCUGCUGCAAAUGCGGCCAGACACAUCGACGAUCCGCUUACAGCCGCUGAAAUAGAGGGUCUCGCUUCUCUGUCGGCUGGCAAAGCGACUCGAGAAGAGAAGAUUGCUCGGAUGAAUGAGAAUAAAACAGACAGAUCCGAAUUCAAGAGCAGGAUGGCACGCAAGAAAGAAAAGAAGGAAACUGAGGGCAAGAGCACGACUAAUAAGGAGAAGGCAAGGAAGAAAAACUUCCUCAUGACCCUUGGAAAAGCGAAGAGCAAGAAUAAACGGAGUCUGGUCGAAACGAGAGCUGUUCUUCGCGCACACAAAGAACGAUCCAAAAAAGGGGGGCGAAGAGGUAAUAAGUAAUAGGGAAAAGAUGCUUAUUGCA